Cynocephalus volans (Philippine flying lemur) is the source of this 1098-nucleotide messenger RNA. RefSeq names its product endoplasmic reticulum membrane adapter protein XK-like. The transcript is spliced from 4 exons. The record is from RefSeq and is a predicted model, not a curated record. NCBI's taxonomy places the organism in Eukaryota, Metazoa, Chordata, Mammalia, Dermoptera, Cynocephalidae. Gene Ontology annotation, cellular component: membrane. Bases 231 to 821 code for a protein of 196 amino acids.
GGGCGUGUCCUGGAGGGGCCGCGCUGCUCGCCCCACCCCAGCCGGGUCAACCGCCCCCAGGCCCAGUUCUAGCGUCCCGGCCGUUAGGCCGGGCCCGCGUGCCUUCGGCGGGCUGCGCAGAACGCGGGAGCAGGUCCAGACCGGGCAUGCCGGGAGCCCCUCUGGUACCCGCCGCCGCCCCCGCCCCCAUCCCCGCGUCCGUCCCCGGUGCGCGCUGCUGACGCGCGGAGAUGAAAUUCCCGGCCUCCGUGCUGCCGUCCGUGGCCGAGAUGACGGCGGCGCUCUACCUGAGCAGCACCUACCGCACGGGAGGGGACCGCAUGUGGCAGGCGCUGACGCUGCUUUUCUCGCUGCUGCCCUGCGCGCUGGUGCAGCUCACGCUCCUCUUCGUGCACCGCGACCUGAGCCGCGACCGUCCGCUAGUGCUGCUGCUGCAUCUGCUGCAGCUCGGGCCCCUCUUCAGGUGUUUUGAAUUAUUCUGCAUCUCCUUCCAGUCAGGCCAGAGUGAAGAGCCUUAUGUCAGCAUCACCAAGAAGCGGCAGAUACCCAAAAACGGCCUCUCAGAGGAGAUUGAGAAGGAGGUGGGCCAGGCAGAAGGCAAGCUGUUCACCCACCGAUCUGCAUUCAGCCGGGCAUCAGUGAUCCAGGCUUUCCUGGGCUCAGCCCCGCAACUGACCCUGCAGCUGUAUAUAAGCGUCUUGGAGCAGGACGUCAGUGUUGGAAGAACUCCAAUCAUCAUAGCUGCAUCGAAGACAAAAAGAAGCACUGAAGAGGGAAGGAUGGAUCUCUUUCUCCUUUUAUUGCAGUUCUCGAGUACCUGACAGCCAACGUCCUGGAGCUGGCGGGCAAGGAGGCCGACAACUGCCGCAGGAAGCGCAUCGCCCCACAGCACGUGCAGAGGGCAUUGGACAGCAACCAGCAGCUCCAGAGCCUCUUUCAACAUGGUACCGAACCUCAGGUCGAGGAGAUGCCUAAACGCAAGAAAAAGUAGCGCGCCCUGGGUACCAAGGCCUGGCGGGACCUCAUCAACAGCCCCAUCCCACCUCCAAAACACCCCUAGAUGAGGAGCCAGUGCUGCUGCCAGCAGCAAAUGCUAAU